GCACGGUGACGUACACUUGCGAGUACAUUUAUGUCCUUAUGAUAAAGUAGCACGAACACGUGGGCGUGUUUCUAAUCGUCCUCAUUACGUUAACUCCCUCGCGCGCGUCAGCAGCAGCAGCGAGCCAUCAGCAGACAGAGCUGGAAAGAUGGCGGCCGGUUCAGGAGCUGCAAGCGGGCACGGAGCGCGCAGCUCCAACGCUGGCCUGGAAGCGUCUGUAGACCGACGGCUUCAAGGAGUAUCCAACACCAUGGAGUCAAUACAGGGUCAAUCGAACUGGUGCAUUGAAAACAAAAAGCACCACGGCCUCAUCGUGCGCCACUGGAUGAAGUGGCUCAAGAAAUCUGACAACAAUCACCGCUUGAAUCUCUUUUACCUCGCCAACGACGUGAUACAGAACUGCAAGAGAAAGAAUGCCAUUGUCUUUCGCGCAGCCUUCGCAGAAGUCCUUCCUAGUGCCGCGCAGUUUAUCAGAGAUGGGAAAGUCCGCAAGUCAGUGGAAAGGAUUUUUACAAUUUGGGAGGAGAGGAGCGUGUACCCCGAAGAGGUCAUUGCCCAGUUUAAAGCUGGCUUCAACAAAAAGGAAAAGGAACGAGAGAAGCAGAAGGAGAAGCAGAAGGAGAAGGAAAAGGAGAAGAAGGAAAAGGAGAGAGAAAAGGAGAAAGAGAAAGAAAAGGAAAAACAAAAGGAGACUCCACCGGCAACUGCUCCAGCCAGCACCAAAGCUGCCCUCAAGUCCAAGAUUGUAGCAGAGUUCACACCCCACUCGCUCAUCGAGCAGUUGUCGAGUUAUAAGCGAGCAGUCGCAGAAGAGGAGUUCAGGGAGAAGCAGCUGGCAGCUCUCCGGGUAGACGUCUGCAGCACGGAGGCUCUCAAGAGACUCAAAGACAAGGCAGGAGGGAACAAGUUUGCGAAGGACUUCGAGGACGGCAGUCUGAAGCUGCAGGAGUUUGUCGUCUUCAUGGAGAAAGAGCUGAAGACGGGGCCUCCUCUGCUGGAAGCUUUGGGAAACGCUGACAUUUUCUACGAGAUGCAGUACAAGGAGGUUAAAAUUGUGGCCAAUGCGUACAAUGCCUUUGCCAACCGCGUGGCCAGCCUUAAAAGAAAAUUGGAUUCCCUCAAGUCGACCUUACCUGGACCCGAGGACUCACCCAUCCCCUCACCCUCUGAAGAUGCCCCCUCUCCCACUGGCUCUGACUCACCCUACCUGGGACUAGGGUCUAGCAGAGCCCAGGUGGACCCAGAGCUGGAUGGCAAGGCCAUGGAUGAAGGAGACAUGCCCAGUGACAACAGACACAUGGAGGAUAUGGACAUGUCUGAUGAAGAGGCUGGCACUGCCACAGCAGGCGCAGAUGACAAGAAGGACAAGACGUCCACUGCUGUUGCCAAGUCAGAUGCAGCAUCAAAGGUUCCCACCACACCUACGAAGGCUUCUAAGACCAACGCCACUGCUGCCGCCACGGCCACGCCACUGACUCCCACCCCCGCUGCAGCUCAAAGCACCCCGACGACCCCGAUGGGCGUGAAUCUGGAGAAGGUUGACCUGGGAAAGAUCAGCUCCAUCCUCAGCUCGCUCACAUCUGCCAUGAAGAAUACAGCAGCUAGCCCAUCACCUCGGCCGUCUCCAGGAACACCCACCACUCCUUCUGGCCAAGCAGCAGCCUCCAAAGCGACUUCUUCGAGCCCUCACUUGGCCAACUUCCUGUCCCGUGUUGAUAUCACACCUGAAGGCAUACUCAAUGCUCUGUCUAAAACAAACACACCAGCUUUGUCCUCUCUCCUGCAAAGUGUGACCAACGCCACCUCGGCUCCUCCCACCCGAACCUCCCCAGAAUCCUCCGCAGCUAAAACCCCGCUCACCCCAACCACCCCAAAAACAAAACCCACCGUGGGGAACAGCCUCAAACGAGACACACCUGGGAGAACCAGAGACUGGGAGAAAGGGAGACAGCUGUCCCCUCCUCCUCCUCCUCCUCCGCCCCCUCCUCGCCUCUCGGCUCCUUCCGUUUCUCCCCCCAGCCUAGAAUCCAAAAUCAACAGUUUCCUGCAGGGUAAUCCAGGUUUUAGUCUCGCUCUGGGUGAUGUCAGUCCCGAUGGGGUGGAUGGGACCCCAGUGAGAGACGAAGCUGCCGGCACCCCCACCCAGGACGAGAUCAUGGACACACCUGGGAGUGUGCCAGAGUCUUUAGGGUCCUCUGGAGGCCAUAACCUCUCGCCCACAGCCUACCGCAGUGAACCCUGGGAUGCUGUGAUCACCCCAUCAGGAAGCAGCAGCAAUGGAGACCUGCUGAGCUCUUCCUCCUCCUCUUCACGCUACGGAGCUGGAAAAAAGAGUGGCUCAAAAUUAAAGGACGAUGAAGUGAUGAAUGCGAGGAAGCAGGUGUCCUCUUCCCCCAGUAACGACAUGAAGGGUAAGAAAGAUGGACAACACGGCCAGUCAAGAAUGUUGGGAAACAACCGAGGGAUUGGAGAAAGAAGACAGUCUGCAAGCUCUCGUAAGGCCAGCAGUGGCUCAGAUGACGGAGGUCUGGGUGGAAAACGAGAGGGGAAAGCUGAACGGUCUCCAGGUGGGGAUGGGAGGGAGGGACAGUACCAUCGUAUUGAGACACUAGUGUCUCCCUACACCGAAGGGGCACCCAUCCAAACUCUAGGCUACUCGAACCGACCACUCGCUGGAGAGCGCAUCAAGACGGUAGAGAGCAUCCGCGUGGUUGGCCGAGGUACUCGGCGAGGGGGAGGGGCUGGCGGUCGGCCCGGGGGAGCGAUGUGGUAUGAAGAGGAGGAGUACAUGGAAGCUCCCUCAACCCACGCUAUCCCCUCUCCUCUUAACAUUGGCACCAAGGACAUGACCCCCUCCAUGCCUCUGCCUCCCCCACAUCUCCUCCUCCUUCCCCCACAUCUCCACCCUCCUCUGUCCCAUCCUCACGCACAUCCUCCACCCCAAGCUCCGUUCCAAAUGCCCUACCACACGGAUAACAUCCAGACUCCUCCCCCGUCACUCCUCCACCAGCAUCCUCCUCCUCCAUCCCAUUUCUUCGGCCCCCCUCCGCCGAUCCCUCGGCCCCCUCCACCUCCCAUGCCCCAGCGCCCUUCCCCUCCGUCCACCCACCAUGCUGUGCCCACUGCCGUCAUGGUCGGGGGAGUGCUGGUCCCUGUCGAUCGACCCCUUUCAGUCAGACCUGAAGGUGUAGAUCGCAGUGGACUAGGGCCCAGAGGAAGCAAAAUGGGUCCUCCACCCCUCAUGGGAUCGUUGCUAGGCGAGCCCCCUAAGCUGCCCCGCCCUGGCACCGUUAAAGAGACCUUUGUCCCCCGCCAUGCCCCCCCUCUCCACCGCCCAGGUACCCCUGGUGUUCCCCUACCCUUACUGGGCAGAGUGAAGGAGCCUCUGAAUCUACCUCUUCCGCCCCACUCUCCCACAUCCUCCACUCCCUCUCCCUCCACGCCUAAUUCCCCUGCGGUCGACACUCUCCCCACUAGUCCUCCCGCUCAGCCCCGCAAGCAAACCUCUAACCCCGUUCCCCUGCUCAACUUGCCCAGUCCUCGACCCCCCAUGCUCUCGGUCCCCAUCCCACAGAGACCUCUGCUGCGGGGCCGAAACCCCUCUCAGCAGUUUAACCAAGAUCGUCCCAUGGGGGGCUACCGUGGGGGCAAGCGGUCCGGUCCUCCGUACACAGGUGGUCCCUUCCAUUCGCAGAAGAGACCCUUCCGACCCCCACGCUACUGAAGUGGUCAUCUAACACAGGCGGUGUGAGAAGUGCAAGCACCCUGCACUGAAGUGCAGAGUGUGUGUUAGCCCUGCUGGUAUGAGCCCAGAUAUUUUUUUCUCUGUUCAUUAGCUUGAAUUAAAACUACCUUUUAGGUUGUGUGUAAAUAGUGGAUUAAAUCUUCAUGCUUCAGCUAGGCAGCCAGCCAAUCAUCUUACACUGUACAGUGCAGCUACGAGGUUACAUUAGUCACACGGAGCAGAGUGUUGUGUAGCAACCCUCCAUCCAUCCCAUUUAUCCCAUUUCUCAAACCUCUUCUCUAACCAUAGGAAGAAAAUGCAGAUAGUUCAGUUAGAAAUGAAACUUUUCUUUAUUUAGUGCUUGCCCAUUUGUGUGAAUGUUGGGUCACUUAACUGAGAGAGAGCAGGAGAGCGGAGCAGAGGUUUGGGUCUCAUAGGAUACACAGGAAAAAAAAUAAAAAAGCAAUAGUUUGACAUCUUGGGGAAAUAAGCUUAUUUGGGUCUCAUAUGUGCUAAAUGUGAAGCUACAGCCAGAGCCGCUUAGCUUAGCUUAGUAUAAAGACUGGGAAGAGCUGCCUUGGAUCUGUCUAAAUCUUAAAGAAAAAGACUCCAAUUAACACCUCUAAAGUUCACUUAUUAACACGUGGGAUGUUUGUUUAAUCCAUAUAAAAAUGUAAGUGUAAAAAUGACAAGUUGUUAUACAUGGAAUUAUAUGUCACGACUCCAGGAAGUAGCUCUGUUACCUCUAGACAGAACCAGGUUAGCUGUCUGCUGUUUCCAGUCUUUAUAAUAAGCUGAGCUAAUGGUCUCCUGUCCUCUGCUUCAUAUUUAACAGAUAUGUCAUCUAACUCUUAAGAAAUCCAAUAACUGCAAUUCCCAAAAUGUCAAGUCAUUCCUUUAAAAUUCCAAAGUGAUCUCUUCUUCUCUGCGUGUCUGGGUGUGCGCCGUGUGCCCUAACACGGUAUUUCUCAUUUGAAGUGAUGAGAUUUGUGUUGCAGCCGAGGUCGACGCUUGUUCAUAUCUCCGGAGUACCUGCUGUAAAUAAUCUUCUUCUCUUGCUCGAACCUUUUUCACCCUCCCAUCUCUCCCACUGUAUAUUUCUAAGCUUGUAAAUAUAAAAAACUGAGAUGACAUCUUUUUUUUUCCCCCUCUUCAAGCUCUUGUUUCUGUUAACGAGGACAAUGGUCGUCAAUCUAGCGCCCCGUCUUUACUGUGAUUGAGGCCUUGGAUAAGCUUUAGCUCCAGAAGAGUUUCUCUGCAGUGUCUGUCGCACCUUUCUGUCCACCACGCAGAAGAGGAGGGUGAAGAUAAUUAUGUAUUUUUAUUUCCAACAUAAAGGUCUGCCUGUGCGCGCUUCAAGUUAGACUGAAUCAUGAAGAUUCUCGGUAGUGGACGGCCGGGGGCAGGCGGUGAGGGGGAGGGGGGGAGGUAUUUCAUUUUUGAACCACACUCUUGCUCGGCUUCAACAUGUACUGACUUGAAUAAAAUCCAGUUUCAAUUCGACUGGGGGGCGGGGAGGAGGGGGCAUUUUAUUUGGUCACUAUGAUUACCUUGAAUUGCGCUGUUAUAAUGCAUUUGCGCUGUUCAGCUGAUUUUUCUGCCUGUUUUUCAGAGAAAUUGUUUUCAUAUAUUUACGUAGCUGCUGCUGCCAUUUUCAUAAUGCAUUAACAUUUAAUGCCUUCUUUUUUUUUUUGCGCUGUAUUUUUAUGCGAGACAGAAUUGGCAAUUUCCCUUUUGCAGCAGCGCCCACAAAUGGUAAAACAAUUGAGCUAAUGAGGAGUUUUGAAAAUGGUUUAUUUGAAUACUCAAGUUGUAUUUGGCCCCUUCCUCAUAUAUAUAUUUUUUUUUUUUUAGCUGCUUAAGUCAUGCUUUCCCCCUCAAGCCCCUGUGCUUACCUUGUGCUCACAUGGCUUCGUCCAGGAACACUUGUGCACCUCUCAACACUUAAAAAAGGGUCGGCACAAUAUCCGUAAUCCUCCCAUCUUGUGCAGGAAUUAUGGCCGUAAUGCCUCCCUCUGUUCUCCACUGAUGAGGUUAGCCCACAAAGUGAGAGGUGCAUGCUGGGUGUUGCUGCUCAAAGCCUCAUGUCUCUUGUGUUUGCCUGAUCGUGGAGUGUUUUGUCGUCUCCUGUGCUCAUUCACAGUUACAUCAAGAAAGACUGAGCACCUGCUAAACGUUUCCACAUAAAGUUUGAUACAUUGUUAAAAUGUAACCACACCGAGUGUAUUUGUCACCACAGUGUUAGUUCAUCAGAGCUCUGAUGUUUUACUGAAUGUUAUACAAGUCUGUUACCACCUUCUGUAAACUGUUUGUCUUUUAUCUGAUCGCUCACUGCUAAAUAUCAACCCUAAUCAGUUUGGUGUGUUCACGUGUCACACAGUCGAAGCCAGAUUAACUGUUGUAAAAAUCUUCCUGCUUACUGAAGCACCUACCAAGUUCAACAUUUCAAUUGAAGAUGUGACAAA
Molecule: messenger RNA, 6189 nt
Organism: Anarrhichthys ocellatus (wolf-eel)
Lineage: Eukaryota; Metazoa; Chordata; Actinopteri; Perciformes; Anarhichadidae
Gene: rprd2b
Product: regulation of nuclear pre-mRNA domain containing 2b
Exons: 10
Coding region: 149-3724 (1191 amino acids)
Biological process (GO): mRNA 3'-end processing
Molecular function (GO): RNA polymerase II complex binding
Source: RefSeq, a predicted model, not a curated record